Papilio machaon (common yellow swallowtail) is the source of this 2602-nucleotide messenger RNA. RefSeq names its product vacuolar protein sorting-associated protein 35 (gene Vps35). Gene Ontology annotation, biological process: intracellular protein transport; retrograde transport, endosome to Golgi. Gene Ontology annotation, cellular component: late endosome; retromer complex; retromer, cargo-selective complex. NCBI's taxonomy places the organism in Eukaryota, Metazoa, Arthropoda, Insecta, Lepidoptera, Papilionidae. The transcript has 18 exons. Bases 37 to 2508 code for a protein of 823 amino acids. The record is from RefSeq and is a predicted model, not a curated record.
UGUGUUGCUUGUUAUUUUUGUGGUUAACUGUUUAAAAUGGAGAACGUUGAUCAUCCUUUUUUGUAUAUUUGGUCGAAUGCACAAAUGACGAACCAAACAUCCCCGGUUGAGGAGCAAGAGAAAUUGUUAGAUGAGGCGUUGAAUAUUGUCAAAGUCCAGGCAUUUCAGAUGAAGAGAUGCCUGGACAAAUCUAAGCAGAUGGAUGCUUUAAAGCAUGCAUCCACUAUGUUAGGAGAGCUGAGGACUUCUGUCCUAUCACCUAAGAGCUAUUAUGAACUUUAUAUGGCUAUAACGGAUGAGCUCCGUCACUUAGAACUAUACUUAUUAGAGGAGUUCCAGAAGGGCAGGAAGGUGGCUGAUUUGUACGAACUAGUACAGUACGCUGGUAACAUUGUACCGCGCCUUUAUUUGUUGAUUACGGUCGGAUUGGUGUAUAUCAAAACUAACACAAACCUCCGAAGAGAUCUACUGAAGGAUUUAGUUGAAAUGUGCCGAGGUGUGCAACAUCCUUUACGAGGAUUAUUUUUAAGGAAUUACUUGCUACAAUGUACUCGGAACGUACUCCCCGAUACUACAGAGGCACAGAAUGAAAAUGAAGGAACUGUACGCGAUGCUAUCGAUUUUGUGUUGAUGAAUUUCGCUGAAAUGAAUAAGCUAUGGGUUCGAAUGCAACACCAAGGACACUCCAGGGACAAGGAGCGUCGUGAACGCGAACGUUCCGAGCUUCGUAUCCUGGUUGGUACGAACCUGGUGCGUCUGUCGCAGCUGGAGUCUGUGACUGUUGAGGAGUACGGGCGGCUGGUGCUGCCCGGCAUCCUGGAGCAGGUCGUCAGCUGCAGGGAUGCGAUCGCUCAGGAGUACCUCAUGGAGUGUAUCAUACAGGUGUUCCCCGAUGAAUUUCACUUGGCUAAUUUGACACCGUUCCUAAAGUCAUGUGCUGAGUUACAGCCCGGAGUUAAUAUAAAGAACAUUAUUAUUGCUUUAAUAGAACGUCUGGCUAGUUAUAGUCAGAGGAAUGAGGGCAAUGUUAAUCUCAGCGUAGUUCUAGAAGAUGGCAAAGAACAAGAAGUACAAUUGUUUGAAGUAUUCUCCGAUCAAGUGGCAGCUAUCACACAGAGCCGCACAGAUAUGGCGCCUGAGGACAUGCUGAGUUUACAACUGGCUCUGCUGAAGUUGGCACAGCGCUGUCACCCGGACAAGUUGAAUUAUGUGGAUAGAGUUCUGGCUCAUACAGACAAAAUUUGUGCUGAUAUACAUCAGACUAGUGGUAAAUCUCAUCUGGAACACAAUACACCUGUAUUCAAAGAAUUGAUGAAGAUUCUCAAACUACCCGCUGAUCACUACAAGAAUAUACUGACAUUGAUCAAGCUGCAGAACUAUGCACCUCUUAUAUCACAUCUGAAUCACCCCGGUAGACUGAUGAUAGCGGUACACCUGGUCAAUGAUGUACUGGAUACGGAUACAUUGAUCUCCACACCUGAAGAUGUGGAAUCAGUAUUAUCGAUGCUUGAUGUCCUUGUCAAAGAUCAACCGGACCAGGUCACAUCGGAAUUGGAUGUAGAAGACUUUAUGGAAGAACAAGGUUUAUUGGCUCGACUGAUCCAUCACUUCAAGUCGGAUUCAGCUGACCAGCAGUACUUGAUACUGAGUGCAGCCAGGAAGGCUCUACAAGGUGGAGGUGCGCGCCGCAUACAGCACACCUUCCCACCAAUAUUAUUCCACGCCUACCGCCUCGCCUUCCUCUACAAGGAUCUCAGGGAACAGGACGAGAUGUGGGAGAAAAAAUGCCAGAAGAUAUUCCAGUUUUGCCACCAGACUAUCAGUAUGCUGGUCAAAGCGGAACUAGCUGAGUUGCCGUUAAGGUUGUACCUGCAGGGGGCGCUGGCGGUGAGUGAGGCUGCGUUUGCGGGACACGAGACAAUCGCAUACGAGUUUCUCUCACAAGCGUUUUCAUUGUACGAGGAUGAAGUGUCUGACAGCAAAGCUCAGCUCGCAGCCAUCACGUUAAUUAUAGCUACCUUCGAACAGAUUAAUUGCUUCGGUUCAGAGAACGCGGAGCCGAUGCGCACACAAUGCGCGCUGGCCGCCAGCAAACUGCUCAAGAAGCCCGACCAGAGCAGAGCGGUCGCUCUCUGCGCACAUCUCUUCUGGAAAGGACCUAAGGAUGGAAAACAGUGGGCAUUAAAUGAUGCAUCUCGAGCGUUGGAUUGCCUGAAGAAAGCAGCUCGGGUAGCUCAGCAAUGUAUGGAUGGAGGUGUGCAGGCGCAGCUGUUGGCUGAGCUGCUGGGCCGGUACGCGCUACUGAGAGAGCGCGGCAACGCCAGUCUCACCACAGCACUCAUUGACGCUGUGAUCCAGAAAAUCAGAGAGGAGCUCGCCAACCUGGACCAGUCUGAGGAGGUGGAGCAGAUCACGAAGCACUUCCACAACACGUUGCAGCAUCUUAAGAACCGCAUGGAGUGCCCCGACCCUGACGGACUAGGGUACGAGGGUCUUGUUCUGUCAUAGAUCCAAACCUGCCUUAACUCUGGGAUGGUCCUAGAUCUAGUUAUAUCCUUAGUUCAGGUACGGAUCUAGGUAUAGCAAUAUAGCACUAGAAUCU